Messenger RNA from Nylanderia fulva, 1135 nucleotides. Its product is annotated as ubiquitin thioesterase otubain-like. Gene Ontology annotation, molecular function: cysteine-type deubiquitinase activity; ubiquitin binding. Lineage: Eukaryota; Metazoa; Arthropoda; Insecta; Hymenoptera; Formicidae. Gene Ontology annotation, biological process: protein K48-linked deubiquitination. Gene Ontology annotation, cellular component: nucleus. The record is from RefSeq and is a predicted model, not a curated record.
GAAACGCAAAGCGGCUUUUCAACUUCACAUGGAAACAUCGGACUUUUUGUUUACGACUGAUAAUUUGACAGUCGUCGUGUGAAAUUUUAACGAAAUCUCGCGAGAUAUGGGAGACAAGUCGCUUAAGGAGCAGUCCUUAGAAAACACAGAUAUCAACCAGGAUGAGUUGAUACUUCAACAACAGAGGCGUAUCGAAAAGGAGAUCUCAGAAUCCAUAGCUUUAGUUGGCGAGAAAGAAUCCUUGAAGAGCUUAGAACAAGAGUAUGCGAAAGAUGAUGUAUAUCUUUCGAAAGCAAAAGUCUUGGCUCAAAAAUAUUCUUACAUUAGGAGAACUAGACCUGAUGGCAAUUGCUUCUUCAGGGCAUUUAGUUAUGCUUAUUUGGAAAAAUUAAUCGGAAAUAAGGAGGAGUAUGAUAAAUUUCGAGAUCUAGCAUUAAAGAGCAAGGAUAAUCUUGUAGCUCUAGGAUUUCCCCAAUUUACAGUUGAAGACUUUCAUGAUACGUUUAUGGAAGUCAUUGACAAAGUAGGUGGUGACGCAGAGUCCAGUUACAUGGAAUUACAUAAAUUGUUCAAUGAACAGGGUUAUUCUGAUUACGUAGUUGUCUAUCUUAGAUUAAUUACAUCUGGCCAGCUGCAACGUGAUGCAGACUUCUAUCAACACUUCAUCGAGGGAGAUCGCACUAUCACAGAAUUUUGCCACCAAGAAGUUGAACCAAUGUAUAAAGAAUCUGAUCACAUUCAUAUUAUAGCAAUGAGUAGUGCUUUAGGAACCGGUGUUAGAGUUCGUUACAUGGACAGAGGUGCAGGAACUGAAGUAACUGCCCACGAUUUUCCUGAAGGUGCCAUACCAGCUGUGCACUUAUUAUAUCGCCCCGGUCAUUAUGAUAUUCUCUAUCCUUGAUGAAUUUGGCAUUAUGCAAAUUUUUCUAAUAUUACAUAUAUGAUUUUUGAUGACCAAAUCUAAUACUUAAAAUUUUAUUUUUAAAAACAUCUUUAAUUAUAACGCAUAAUGCAGUAUGAUACAUCGCCUUUAAUUUAAUAAGAGAGAAAUAAUUUUAUUUUGUGUGCACACAUUGCAUGCAUUGUGUAUAUUUGUUUCAAAAUUUAAAUGUAUUUUUAUGAAUUCAUUAUUACA